AACACUCCCAGGCCGCCUUCGCCUUCGCGCCCGCCGCAACCGCCCAGCCAGCCAUGGCGAGCGCGCCGCCCUCGCAGGUGCUCCAGAACUACCACGCCGACUGCGAGGCCGCCAUCAACAGCCAGAUCUGCCUGGAGCUCUACGCCUCCUACGUGUACCUGUCAAUGGGCUACUUCUUCGACAGGGACGACGUGGCCCUGAAGCACUUCUCCCAGUUCUUCUUGCAGCUGUCGCGCCAGAAGGAGGAGCUCGCCGAGAAGCUGAUGCAGCUGCAGAACCUGCGUGGAGGCCGCAUCCUUCUCCGCGACAUCUCGAAGCCAGACCGCGACGACUGGGAGAGCGGCCUGAAGGCCCUGGAGUGCGCUCUGCACAUGGAGAAGUGCGUCACCCAGAGCCUGCUCGAUCUGCACCAGCUGGCCACCGACAAGAAGGAUCCCCAUCUGUGCGACUACCUGGAGAGUCAGCACCUGCUCGAGCAAGUCAAGUCCAUGAGAGAGUUGGGGGACCAUCUCACCAACCUGCGCAAGAUGGGGGCCCCGGAAGACGGCAUGGCCGAGUACCUCUUCGACAAGCUCACCCUGGGGGACGGCAGUAAGAACUGAGUUUGGACUGCCCUCCCCACGGCCACCGCGGCUUGGUGACUUCCCCUGGUCACCAUACUGAGCAUGCAUAUUGCAGUAUUGCCCUCGCAAAACGUUCACUUAAGUUUUC
Messenger RNA from Diceros bicornis minor, 711 nucleotides. RefSeq names its product ferritin heavy chain-like. The coding region runs from base 54 to 602 and encodes 182 amino acids. Gene Ontology annotation, cellular component: cytoplasm. The record is from RefSeq and is a predicted model, not a curated record. Gene Ontology annotation, biological process: iron ion transport; intracellular iron ion homeostasis. NCBI's taxonomy places the organism in Eukaryota, Metazoa, Chordata, Mammalia, Perissodactyla, Rhinocerotidae. The transcript has a single exon. Gene Ontology annotation, molecular function: ferrous iron binding; ferric iron binding.